UGCUCAGCCACCCCUCCCCCUCUUCCUCCUGCUGAGUUUCGUGAGAAAACGAUCCAUUUAAAAACCGUCUGCCUAAAACCGAACGUCGACCAAGUCUACGGUUCUGGAGAUGUGAUGGAUUCUAACGGGUUGUUCCCGGAAAAGCAGGUUUAAAUGCAUAAUCAAGGGAGACAAGAGACGGGAUAAACAAGAGGUAGCGUUAGCAGGCGGGCGAGAGCAAUUGCAGAAGACAAAGGUAACUGUGCUACGAACUAUGUGAUGAAUUAACAGUCGAGAAGAACAGUUGGGAGUGUGCAGGAGGCAGAGUUUGAAAAAAGCUCCAGAGAUUGUCUUUUGAAAUAUGAACAGAGCGACAUGCUUUUUUUGUCUCCAUCUCUUGAGCUCCGGGUGGUCGGGAAGCAUAACAACCCUAACAUGACGAUGCCCUGAAAUGGUAAUGACAGUCAGUCAUUAUGAGAAGCUAAACUGUAACCGUUAGAGACAUAUCUGCUCUUCAUGGAUAUACAGGGAGAAAGGAGAGAUUCGGUUAAAAACACAUCAGGAAAAAUGAUGGUUUGAGAGGCUAUAGCUUAGAUGUUUGAAGGGACAUGUAUUCGAUUCUUUGCGUUCAAGUCGAAAAUCGAACUCAAGCCACGAACGCUGGCACUCUGAAAUCUAUAACGAAAUGCACAAGCCACUGCAGAGAUUGAGUGGCUUUUCCCACAUUUUUUUCUUGCUAAGUGUGUAUACUUGAAGACUAUAGGCUAGAUGUUGAUGAAAGAGACUGACAUAGAUCUACUUAUGAUAUAGUUUCAACGAAAGCACAUAGCGGUCUAUAGGCUACUUUCAGCACCUCGGACAGCGACCAAAAUGACACGGCUGCGCAAGAAAGCUUUCAUUGCACUUUUCUUAUUCACUCUCUUCAUCUUCGGGACCAUGAUGGGCCUCAGAACACUGAAACCCAGCGAUGGCUUCUCAGACCUUGCCCCGGGGAUGGGAGAGUUUGUGAGGGAAAGAGGAGGCGACCACCGACGGCCAGUCUCAAACGACAUGGUAGUUUCCCCUGGUCAGUCCUAUCUAGCCAGCGACACCAAAGUCGUCUUCACAAAAUCCGACCGUGACUACAGUAUAUUCUACGACGUACAAAUAUUCUAUUACCUGUGGUAUGGCACCCCACAGAUGGACGGUAAAUAUAUUCACUGGGACCAUGUUCUAGUGCCGCACUGGGACCCUAAGAUCGCCCCCAGCCACGCCAAAGGAAGACAUACUCCUCCAGAGGACAUUGCGUCGAGUUUCUUCCCGGAGCUAGGACCAUACAGUUCUAGAGACCCCUCCGUGCUGGAGUCACAUAUGUCGCAAAUUGAAGCGGCUGCAGCAGGUGUACUGGUUCUGUCCUGGUAUCCACCUGGCAUUGCAGACAACCAUGGUGAGCCAUGUGAAGACCUGGUGCCUGCUGUCAUGGACGCUGCCCACAGACACAGCAUCAAGGUGGCGUUCCACAUCCAGCCGUACAAGGGUCGGACCGACCUCAGCAUGCAUGAUAACAUCAAAUACAUAAUUGACAAGUACGGGAACCACGGCGCCUUCUACCGCUUCAGGUUGACUACAGGGCGGAUCCUUCCUCUGUUCUAUGUCUACGACUCCUACCUGACCUCGCCUGAAGCCUGGGCCGACCUGCUCCACCCCGCCGGCGCCCACACCCUCCGUGGCACGCCCUACGAUGGUGUCUUCCUCGCCCUGGUCGUAGAGGAACGCCACAAACACGAAAUCCUGGCCGGUGGCUUCGACGGCAUGUAUACGUACUUCGCUUCCAACGGCUUCUCCUUCGGCUCCUCUCACCAGAACUGGAAGGCAGUUAAGGCCUUCUGUGAUGGUAACAACCUGCUGUUUGUGCCCAGCGCCGGGCCAGGAUACGUCGACACCGCAGUGAGGCCAUGGAACAACCACAAUACGAGGAACAGGGUCAACGGACGCUAUUACGAGACUAGCCUGGAGGCGGCGUUGUCUGUGCGGCCGGAGAUUGUGACCAUCACGUCAUUCAACGAGUGGCACGAGGGGACACAGAUUGAGAAGGCGGUGCCUAGGAAGACGGUGUCGCGGCUGUAUCUCGACUACCAGCCCCACCGGUCAGAUCUGUACCUGGAACUCACCAGGAAGUGGGCCGAACACUUCAACAAGGAGAAAGACAAGUGGCUCAUGUAGUGGACAGGACUCCUGACUGGACUGGGUUCGUUGGGAAUAAUGCCUUUUGGGUGUGACUGGAGCAAGUAAAAAUGAGGAGCUUUUCACACUACCAAGCUGCAUUGAGCGGGCCUGGUUAGUGGUUACACGUCCUCUAUAGUUGCUGGAACCAUGUUGAAAAGAAAAAUAGCACAGCCAGGACAGUUUGAUUUGGGUCAGCAUGAUAGUUUGAAAAGGGUAGCAGUGGCCUCACUGCUGGGUAUUCUGGGUCGAUAGGAACUCCUCUAUGGAUUUAUUUAGACAGUGAAGCUAAAACUUGCAAAUUUGGCCAUAUUCUCCAGCAUUUUGGAUUUGAGAUAAAAUAUUUCAUAUUAGGCGAUAAUACAGAAUGUCACCUUUUAUUUGAGGGUAUUUUCAUACAUGUUUUACUGUUUAGAAAUGAAAUACAUUAAGGUAUCUAGUCAACCCAUUUGAAUACCUUAUUUUUUCAUAAGUAUUUGGACAAAUUCACUUAUAGCGUAUUAAAGUAGUCAAAAGUGUAGCAUUUGGUCCCAUAUUCCUAGCACACAAUGACUACAUCAAGCUUAUGACUCUACAAACUUGUUGGAUGUAUUUGCAGUUUGCGUUGGUUGUUUAUCGGAUUAUGUUUUUCCCAAUAGGAACUAAAUGGUCAUUAUAAAAUGGAUGGUUUGAGCCCUGAAUGCUGAUUGGUAGACAGCCGUGGUUUAUCAGAUUGUAUACCACGUGUAUGACAAAACGUUUAUUUUUACUGCUCUAAUUAAGUUGGUAACCAGUUUAUAAUAGCAAUAAAGUAUCUUGGGGUUUGUGGUAUAUGGCCAAUAUACCACGGCUAAGGGUUGUAUCCAGACACUCUGUGUUGCGUCAUUCAUAAGAACAGCCCUUAGCUGUGGUAUAUUGACCAUAUACCACACCCCCUCGUGCCUUAUUGCUUAAAUAAUGUACUGGAGUCACUUUUAUUGCUUCAUUGUCCAAAUAAAUACAAAGGGGAGUGUAUGCCUUUGACUGGAACAAAUGGGACUGAGACUGCUCACACCAUUGACUUAAGCCAGGUGGAAUUGUUGCAAUCAGAGGGCAAGAUGGUAACAUUCCAGAGGACUUUUCAUCACGAUACCUGGUUUCUUUUUGAACAACAAAGUUUAAUCGGUUGGUUACCUCGACUUAUGUAGGUGGCAAGAAACUGUCUGUUUUGAGUGCCUUAAGUCUAUUCCUUUCAAAUUAGUUACGUGAUGAUGAUUGCCACAGUAAUGAUAGAGCCAUUGGGAUCAUGUAGUGUGGGUGAAUUCUGUUGUGAUGAUAGAGCCAUUGGGGUUGUGUAGUGUGGGUGAAUUCUGUUGUGAUGAUAGAGCCAUUGGGGUUGUGUAGUGUGGGUGAAUUCUGUUGUGAUGAUAGAGCCAUUGGG
This is a messenger RNA of Oncorhynchus tshawytscha (Chinook salmon), 3580 nucleotides long. RefSeq names its product glycoprotein endo-alpha-1,2-mannosidase-like protein. The record is from RefSeq and is a predicted model, not a curated record. The transcript has 4 exons. Gene Ontology annotation, molecular function: alpha-mannosidase activity. Bases 850 to 2181 code for a protein of 443 amino acids. Gene Ontology annotation, cellular component: Golgi apparatus. Lineage: Eukaryota; Metazoa; Chordata; Actinopteri; Salmoniformes; Salmonidae.